AAGCAGGAGGUUACCCUCUGUACCAUCACCGGAGAGCCCAGGGCUAUUUACCGCUAGGGUUCUUGUCCACUAAACCACUGAGAUAGGAAACUCUGAGGUGACUUUAAUGUGGAGUUACUGAAGCUGGCUAAAGUGGAGGUCAGCAACCUUACUUCUUUGGAGGACUUACUUUUUAGUGAAGAAUUUGCCCUUUACAGUCUGCUGUCGGAGUGUUUGCGCAGGUCGUUUUUAUACCGGGCUGUUGGGACCUUGUUUUCAAAUAUGUCAUUUAAAUCCCUAAAGGAGUUUGGAGUUUCUGCUGAAAGACUCGGCUCAAUAUACAAGCGAUGGAUGACUCGUGUUCAAAGCAACGGCAACAAGAUGAAUGGUUCGUUGGAGCACUUGGACCAGCCAGACCCUGACUCCAUCAAGAUGUUUGUUGGACAGAUCCCACGCUCCUGGUCAGAAACAGAACUUAAAGAGCUCUUCGAACCUUUUGGAGCUGUUCAUCAAAUCAACAUCCUCCGUGACCGCACCCAAAACCCCCCUCAGAGCAAAGGAUGCUGUUUUGUAACUUUUUAUACCAGAAAAGCUGCACUGGAUGCCCAGAAUGCGCUGCACAACAUAAAGACCUUAAGUGGGAUGCAUCAUCCUAUUCAGAUGAAGCCCGCUGACAGCGAGAAAACAAGCGCGGUAGAAGACAGAAAACUGUUCAUUGGAAUGGUUUCAAAGAAAUAUGGCGAGAAUGAGGUCAGAAUGAUGUUCUCCUCUUUCGGCCAGAUAGAGGAAUGUCGAAUUCUCCGUGGGCCUGACGGUCAGAGCCGAGGCUGUGCGUUUGUCACAUUUGCUACCAGAUCAAUGGCACAGAAUGCAAUCAAAACCAUGCAUCAUUCUCAGACUAUGGAGGGCUGCUCCUCACCUUUGGUGGUGAAGUUCGCAGACACGCAGAGGGAUAAGGAGCAGCGGCGCCUGCAGCAGCAGUUGGUUCAGCAGAUUCAGCAGCUAAACAGCGCCUCUACCUGGGGAAACCUGACUGGCUUGGGAACCCUCUCGCCUCAGUAUCUGGCACUGCUCCAGCAGGCCACGUCCACCCCCAACCAGGGAAGCUUCAACAUGCAGAGGGUGGGAGGUAUGAAUACCCUUCAGCUGCAAAACAUGGCCACACUAGUAGCAGCUGCUGCGGCAGCCCAGAGUUCUGGCAGCCCCACAUCCACCAGUACCCUGUCUGCAGGCAGCGGAGCCCUGGGUGCUCUGGCCAGUCAAGCUGGUUCAACUGCAGGUUCUGGUGCUGGUGCAGCAAUGAACACUUUGGCCUCCCUAGGUACCCUGCAAGGUCUCACCGGAGCCUCCAUGGGCCUCAACAACCUUAAUGCUCUCACCAGUGGGAUGGGGGCCUUGAAUGGAGGCCUCGGGGCCUCGAUGGCAAACGGGUCGGCAGCCAGCUCCAUGGAUGCGCUAACCCAGGCUUACUCAGGAAUGCAGCAGUACACCGCCUCCGCCCUGCCCUCACUCUAUGGUCAGAAUCUCCUGCAGCAGAGUAUCGCUGGCAGCCAGAAGGAAGUAGGGCCAGAGGGCGCCAACCUGUUCAUCUACCACCUGCCCCAGGAGUUUGGGGACCAGGAUCUUCUGCAGAUGUUCAUGCCUUUUGGAAACGUGGUUUCAGCCAAAGUCUUCAUUGACAAACAGACCAAUCUGAGCAAGUGCUUCGGCUUCGUCAGCUAUGAUAAUCCUGUGUCUGCACAAGCUGCCAUCCAGGCCAUGAAUGGUUUCCAAAUCGGCAUGAAACGGCUGAAGGUUCAACUGAAGCGCUCCAAAAACGACAGCAAGCCCUACUGAUUCUGCCCUCUCCCCAGCUCUAAUGCUAGCAAAGCUAGGGUAAGUUUGCCCUCCAGCCAAAGUCACCACAGCAGAGACUCAGUGGGGGCGCAGGGAAGGAGGGUGGCUCCCCUCCUUUCAAAAAAAAAAAAAAGAAAAAUUAGUUGCAAUGAUCUUACCAUGUUUUAUUGUAUUUCAUUCCUGCGGUUUUUAACAUGUCGUUGAAUUGGAUGAGAUAUUAUAAUGUAUAUGAUUAUUUAUGACUAUCACUGGAGUCGAUGUUCGCUGGAGGUGUGUCGUAUCGUGGAGCAUCGAGUUUGUUUCGAAGCCUUUUCAUUGACUGCAAGUCGACAGGUUGACUAAGGAUCAGAUGUUGUUAAAGGGCUGAAGCCGGGCCACGUCUCAGAGUCUGCGUGUUUGUCUCCCAUUCUCAGUGUGAAGCUCUGUUGCACUCCUCAGUCUCCCCUCCUUGUGUCUCCCGGUCCUCCUCCCUCCGGUUGUCUCUCUGAUCUAAGCCAUGUUGCGCUGGGCUACCUCUCUUUCUAUUAACAACUCUUCCAGUCAUUCCAUCCAUCCUCCAGCCUCUCACCGGGGACUGGCUCUCGAUGGAUCUCUAUGGGUGCCAAGUAAACAGUCAGUGCAUGUGGGAGUCUCUGCCAUCCAUCUUGGUGGUGUCACUUUCUCCAGUAUGUGUAUCGUUUGUGUGGGGAGGAGGGGCGGUGUUCCAGUCCUCUCCUAACUACAUGGUUGUUUUUGUUGUUGUUUUGUGCCUCAUGGCUAAAAGAUUCUUGUGCCGUGCCCCUAACUUUCUCUUUGUCCCCUCUCACUCUCUCUCUUUCUGUCUCUCUCUCUCUCCUUUGUGUUUUUGUCCCUUUUUUAGAACAAAUCUCCAUGCCUGUUUGCCCAUCAUUAGCCUAGCAUGUCUUCAUGAUGUUGAAAGCCAAGCCAAACUCCUGGCCUCAUCAUCCCACCAUUGUCUGUGAUGUCUCUCUAAGCUCGCCUGACCAAUACCUGGCCACCCACUGACUCUUGACCUUAGAUCAACCUGAUUAUUUUGUUUCUGCAUGUGUUUUAUUUUCUGUAUAGAAAUGUGACAGGCGGGAGAGAGGUCAAACAAAUUAAUGUGAAAGUUUGUGUUCCUGUGAUUUCUUCUUUUGAAUGUUUUAAAAAAAAACCUGUGGGAUUUCUUAUUUUAAGCUUUGUUUUUUUUAUGUUUUCUUUUACCUCUCUCAGUAAAGUUAACUUGAACGUUGGAAUACAGGGAUUGGCACAUCGCCGUUCUACUUUGUGCCAUUAGCAAUAUGUUGGCUUGUUUAAAAAAACCUGCUUAUUUACAGACCACUCUCCAACACUUUUGAACGUCUGACCAGUAAAACUCUGCAGACGUUCAUCAGAGCUAUUUAAAGUACUUUUUUUUUUUUCAUUUGCAGAAAUAUCCAGUGUAUUUACCUUUUUGAACUAUUGAUGGCACAAGUCAAGGUACAUUUGCUCUGUUUAGAGAAAUGACUACCUACAUGAGUCAACUUUUUUAGAACUGAUUCACAACUAGACAAUCUGUGGUUUAAAUGCACACUUAGAUUACCUAUAUUUUAUACCAUUGAAUCUAUAGAGGUUUAACUAACAGAACCCAGAAACGUUGGGUUGUUUUGUAGAUUAUAUUGUUUGUCAUCUGUGUAGGUGGGGGUGGGCCCAACAGUCCACAGCAUUUCUUAAAAAAAAAAAGAAAAAAAAAACAUUUGAAUCGAGUCAAAAACACACUUGAUGUUUAAAAAUAGUUUCUUCUGCGUCAAUUAAAAUGCCAGCUUCUUUGUGAGAUGUUGGAGUUUCUUUUCUUUUUUUUUUUUUGGGCAAUUUAUUUGUUCUUUGUGUCAAAUUAAUAGAAUUUCAGUGUUUAACUUCCAUGGUACGUCUUGAUGACUUUCUGUGAAUUUCUCAUGAAUAAUAUAAUGGAUGUUUUCACUUUGGUUCAAUUUGGAUGCCUCAAUGUUGAAAGAUGAUUAUUUAUGUCUGUCAAACAUACCGAUGUCAGACAAUGUCUUUGUUUUCUUGUCCAAGUGCCCGUGCGUUGAUCUCCGUGUUUUAAGAUUUUCACUUCUUUCUCGUAAAAGUUGCCCGGCUUUCUUACACCACCACACACACAGCUGUGCACGUGGGAGCCCCUGAAGAGGUCACAUGGACACACGAUCUGUGGCUCUCUGCACAUGGAAUAGAAACAUGCAUGCUUUUCUCUGCUAUUUUUGAAGUUACUCUCGCGGCCAUGCUAUUACGGUGAAGUCCACCACUAAGGUGUCGGUUUACAAAUACAUUCCAUUUCCUUUGAGCACAAAGUUUACACUUUUGGUAUCUGUCUGUUGGACUGCAUGAGACGACCUUAGUAAAAUAUAUAUCCCCUUGUUUGCUUACCUAAAUGCACGAAUGAGUUGUCCACUCAGGGUUUUCUGUCUUAUACUAGAUCACAAAGAAUUACUAAUUAAGUAAAAUGCACAAUUGUCGCCAUUUUUUUUACCCCUAUUGUCUCUAAAGCCUCGCCCUGCUCCCCCACCCCAAAAAAAGAACCAAA
Messenger RNA from Synchiropus splendidus (mandarinfish), 4354 nucleotides. RefSeq names its product CUGBP Elav-like family member 2. The record is from RefSeq and is a predicted model, not a curated record. Lineage: Eukaryota; Metazoa; Chordata; Actinopteri; Syngnathiformes; Callionymidae. Gene Ontology annotation, molecular function: mRNA 3'-UTR binding. The transcript has 13 exons. Gene Ontology annotation, cellular component: cytoplasm; ribonucleoprotein complex; nucleus. Gene Ontology annotation, biological process: regulation of alternative mRNA splicing, via spliceosome; mRNA splice site recognition. Bases 262 to 1815 code for a protein of 517 amino acids.